Molecule: messenger RNA, 3326 nt
Organism: Hyalella azteca
Lineage: Eukaryota; Metazoa; Arthropoda; Malacostraca; Amphipoda; Hyalellidae
Gene: nst
Product: phosphoacetylglucosamine mutase
Exons: 10
Coding region: 103-1743 (546 amino acids)
Biological process (GO): UDP-N-acetylglucosamine biosynthetic process; carbohydrate metabolic process
Molecular function (GO): phosphoacetylglucosamine mutase activity; magnesium ion binding
Source: RefSeq, a predicted model, not a curated record
AACUGACACUCUGAUAGAUCAGUGCGGCGAGUGCGCCAGUAGAGCAGUGGCUGUAAUAAAGUGGUGCGGUUGUAACUUGUUACGGUAUUACAUUUCAAUGAGAUGGAGUUUAGAUCCGAUGUGAUUACUUGCAGCGGAAAAUACAGCAACAACCAGCAAAAAUUAUUCUCAUAUGGAACCGCUGGAUUUCGUACGAAAGCCGAUGACCUGGAGACGGUGCUCUUCAGGAUGGGCUUGCUUGCUGCUCUCCGAUCAAAAGCUAAAAAGGCUCACAUUGGCCUGAUGAUCACGGCAUCUCAUAACCCUGCCUGUGACAAUGGCGUUAAGCUUGUCGACCCUUACGGUGAGAUGAUGGUCGAGUCAUGGGAGGCUCAUGCUACACAUGUUGCAAAUGCUUCUGACGAUGAGCUGGCUGGCGUCCUGCACUGUAUUGUUACUGAGGAACAUAUUACUGCUGAUCACACAGCUCAGGUUGUGAUUGGCAGGGACACUCGACCAAGCAGCAAUACGCUGCACGCCGCUGCAGUGUCCGGGGUGGAGGCCCUGGGUGGUAAGGUCGUUGAUUGUGGAGUGGUCACCACACCCUUGCUCCACUACCGCGUCCGCUGUGCCAACGACCCCAGCUAUGGCGUGGCAAGCAACGAAGGCUACACCGACAAGCUGGUAGAGACUUUCCUGAAGCUGCAGUCCUGCGCACAGCCUGCCACGUCCUGCGCACAGCCUGCCACGUCCUGCUACUGCCAGGACCUGCUCUUCGACGGCGCCAACGGCGUGGGCGGCCUGCAGAUGGCUAUUAUGGCUCCCAGAAUAUCCCAAGCGCUCAAGCUUACCAUUCAUAAUGGGGGAGAGGGCCAGGGGGUUCUUAACUAUCGCUGCGGGGCAGACUUUGUUAAGGUGAGCCAGAGCUGGCCGAGCGGGGUGCCGGCCACGCCAGGCAGUCGCUGUGUGUCGGUGGACGGUGACGCGGACCGCGUCGUGUACUCCUACAUAGACGAGCUCGGCGCCUACCACCUCAUGGACGGCGACAAGAUCGCCACACUUGUUGUGGGCUUCCUGCAGGAACAGCUCUCCGAGGCAGGUCUGGCGCUGCGGCUCGGCCUGGUGCAGACCGCCUACGCCAACGGGGCGUCCACUGCGUACGUCAACGACUCCCUGAAGGUUCCUGUGGGCUUCGCCAAGACGGGCGUGAAGCACCUGCAUCACAUGGCCCUGUCAUUCGAUAUCGGGGUUUAUUUUGAGGCCAAUGGCCACGGCACUGUCAUCUUCUCCGACUCUGCCAGCGCUGCCAUCAAAGAAGCUGCCUCCACUGACUCGCCGGCGGCGCGGCGUCUAGCGGCGGUAAAGGACCUGAUCAACGAGACGGUGGGCGACGCGAUCUCGGACCUGCUGCUGGUGGAGGUCAUCCUGCGACACCGCGGCUGGGGCAUGCGCGACUGGGACGCCCAGUACCACGACAUGCCCAACAAGCUCGUCACGGUGCGUGUGGCUGACCGGUCUGUGUUCGAGACGACGGACGCCGAGCGCCGGUGCACGCAGCCUGCCGCCCUGCAGCCUGCCAUCGACGACCUGCUCAGCACCAGCUUCCUGCAUGCGCGCGCCCGCACCUUCGUACGCCCUUCUGGUACCGAGGACCUGGUACGUGUGUACGCUGAGGCCGCCACCCAGUCCCACGUAGAGGAGCUCGCUCUGCAGGUGUCCAGACUCGUCUUUGACUUGGCGGGGGGAGUGGGCGAGCGACCCUAGCCGGGCGGGGGAGUGGGGGAGCGACCCUAGCCGGGCGAGGGGAGUCGGCGAGCGCCCCUAGCCGGGCGGGCUGAGUGGGCGAGCGCCCCUAGCCGGGCGGGGGAAUGGGCGAGCGCCCCUAGCCGGGCGGGGGAGGGGCGGUGCAAUUUAAUUACAUUCCAUUCCAUUCCAGUAGCUAAGGUCGUUUUUAUAGAGGUUAUGUUUCUUAGAGUUUCACUUAUAUUUAUAAUGGAAAUGACAAUGAUUUGUUUAAAACUUUGACUGUUUCAUUUUUUAUAUUAAGAAACUAUAGAUGCGAAACUAUAUAGACGCUGAAAUUUGUUCCUUAGAGACGUUCCAGGUAUCAACUCCUCAGUUGCUCAUAGAAGAUUGUAGGAAGGAAAGCGCUGUGAGUUAAGCGCCACGCUUAAAUAUGUAAGGCAGAUUUUGUUGAUAGUAACAAAAUAUCUUGUUUGAAGCUGGUGGGUGGUUCAUUCUUAAAACCUAUGUCGGACAUAGAAAUUUUGUACGUUUAUUUUCCACAUGUAACUAUCGGUUGGCAUAUUGGCAUAAUUUCCAUCACACUUUCUAGUGUAAUGUUUUUGGAGGAUUUUUUGCAACAUUUUCGCCAUUCUCGAACGUGUUAGUUUACUUUUAAUAUUCUUAAGGUUUUACAUCAUUUAUGGAAUCUGAUUGGACAGCUUAUUUAUACCCGAUUUAAUUUUCGGUCCUUGGUAAUGACAGCGAAUGCAAAUGCGAGCUAAUUAAUGCAAUUUCGAUGUUUACCGACAUGAAUUUCAGUAUUAAACAUCAUUAAAAUAUGCUGAAACUGUGAGCAUAUUCAGUUGUUUUUGAUGUUCAGUGAAGCUAAAUAAUCGUACUGUGAUAGAGCGCAAUUGUAUGUAUUAAUUUAUCGUAAAUGUUUAGAAUGUCUAUGAAUAUUAAAAACCAACCCACGGCUGUUAAAAUAUCUUCACAUCGAUAAAGUUUGUGGAGUUCUCUGUUCAAGCCUUGAUACAACGCUGGUGGUUAUGAUGCGUUUGCUAUAAUUUUGAAUGUAUAGUCGCUUCGUUAAUUCUCGCCUUUGGUUCCGUUCAUAUGUUAUCUUAUGUUCAACUCAUCUAUUUUAUAUCUUGACAGGUAAUUUUAAAUUGAAUCACUUUCAAGUUAGGGUAGUGAGCAAGAGUGCUUCCGUUUCACUUCAAUGAACUUGCAAGGAAGUUGUCAUUGAUAAUGUAAACAAUAAUUUGCUUUGCUUCUGGCAUUCACGAAUGACUUUCCUAGUCCUCGUGUAGGCAAGCUAUUGACCGAUAUCAAUUCGGAUAAGAAUUAAUGUGCUCGAUGACUGAAUGCCGCAGUCGAAUACAAGAUGUACUACCAAUUUGAGCUCGUAAUCCGACUGAAUACCACCUGCCUAAUUGACUACACUCACCGCGCACCCGCUGACUCGUGUCUUGUUUAUUGCUUGAUUUUUAUUGUAAGCGUAGUGUUUCUUAUGUCAAGUGAUUUAUUAUUAAUCAUCGCAUUUUUUAUUAAUCAUCUUUAUUAUUAGUUCCGGCUAUGAGCAAUUUUAUAGAUCCUUUUCUAAACUGCAGAUUUUCCAA